Molecule: messenger RNA, 1834 nt
Organism: Amborella trichopoda
Lineage: Eukaryota; Viridiplantae; Streptophyta; Magnoliopsida; Amborellales; Amborellaceae
Product: Pseudouridine synthase family protein
Biological process (GO): mRNA pseudouridine synthesis; tRNA pseudouridine synthesis
Cellular component (GO): nucleus
Molecular function (GO): pseudouridine synthase activity; RNA binding
Source: RefSeq, a predicted model, not a curated record
CUCUCUCUAGACGAGUUGCCCGUUUCAUUGUAAGCAAUCCUCUCCGACGGCGUUUCUUCUCUCUCUACACUCGUAGCUCCUUUCAGUAAGAUCCAUGGGGGCUUCUCCUCUCCCCUCUCUCUUCAUCAAUCACAAGAUUUUUGGUCUUAUUUUUCCUUGCUACUCUCUGUAUAGAAAACAUCAAUCUAUAAGGCUUAUUUGCUGUUCUUCCUUGAGCUGUGAUAUUGGGUCUGAUCCCAUUCAGUCUCAAGAGCUUUGCAAUGGCAGAUGGGAAUCUUUUAGAAAGAAGAAAGUGGUUAUGCGCAUUGGUUAUGUUGGAACUGAUUACAGAGGUCUUCAAUUACAGCGGGACAACGGCCCUUCAACUGUUGAAGGAGAACUGGAAACAGCUAUCUUCAAGGCUGGUGGGAUUAUUGACAGCAAUUAUGGAAAUAUAGAUAAAGUUGGUUGGGCUAGAAGUAGCCGAACUGACAAAGGAGUCCAUUCCUUGGCCACCAUGAUCUCGUUGAAGAUGGAGAUCCCUGAAAAUGCAUGGAACAGAGAUCCAAAUGGCAUUAAUAUGGCAAAUACUAUCAAUGCUCAUCUACCCAACAAUAUGAAAGUUUUUGGUGUUUUACCUUCGCAGAGGAGCUUUGAUGCAAGAAGAGAAUGCAUAGCCCGGAUGUAUUCCUAUCUUCUUCCAGCUGAAAUUAUAGGAAUCACUAAUCAGUGUGGCCCUGGGGAAAUCGAACGCCAUCUGCUAGAGUUCAACAAUAUAUUAAAAACGUUUGAGGGAGAUCAUCCUUUCCAUAACUAUACUGCAAGAUCAAAAUAUAGAAGAAGACACUGUGGUGGUAGUAAUUUCUCCAAAGGAACAAUUUCUUCAAAGGAAAAAUCAGAUGCAGAGGAUGAGCAGAGUGAUGAGGAAGAGGAGUCUGGGAGAGCAACCACUGACAACGAGCAGAGUGAUGACAAAGGACUUGAUUAUUCUGAAAUGCCUGAUAAUAAUUUUGAACUGUCCAAUGACGUUGCGGCUCCUCGAGUUCGAGCAAAAUGGGUGCAUGAGCCUGAUGAGAAGGACCUAAUUAGUGGUUCUCAUUUUAGAAAGAUCUUCUCAUUUACCUGUGGCAAACUGGAAACCUCAAAUGAAAUGCCUUUUCUUGAGAUUUGUGUGUGUGGGGAAUCAUUUAUGCUACAUCAAAUCCGUAAAAUGGUGGCGGCAGCAAUUGCAGUGAAACGUGCACUAUUACCACAUGACGUCAUAGACCUUUCUCUCACAAAAUUCUCACGUAUGGUCCUACCUAUUGCCCCUUCUGAAGUUCUCAUAUUGAAGGGAAACAAAUAUUCCUUGAGAAACUUGCCUUGCGGUAGUAAGCCUGAAGUUUUCAGAUUGAUCGAGUCCAAAGAGAUAAAUGAAGCCAUUGAGAAUUUUUACUCAAGUGUAUUGUUACCUCAAGUCUCAUCAGCUUUUCUGGAUCCAUCAAGACCACCUUGGAUGGACUGGGUUGCAAGUAUACCAGAUGCUGAACUGGAUGAAGUUAGGAAAGCAUGGCGUUCAUGGAAGGAUAACAGGCCUGUUUAUACUUACCUUAGGCAGUGAUAAGCCCUCAGAUACCUGUAUACAAGUAAUUUUCAAUUGUUUUGGCAAUACCACCUUUUGAAUCUUCUAUGACAGAUCAUGGGGAUCAAAGCACAUAGGAAGGGAGGGAGAACAAGUUUACCAAAAUUUUGAUAUGGGUUUAUGCAGGAAAUCGUUUAUUGUUUUAGUCAAGAGGUAUGUUUGUUAUUCUUACAGUGUAUUGAGAUCCAUUUUAGUUUUUAUAGAGCUCUUAACAUUGGCAGAUUGUGAUUUUAA